AUGUCUUCCCCAACCUCACAGUUGUCAACGUUGAAAAGCCACCUUGUUUCUUAUGUGACCUCUGAAGGCACUUUCAUUGAUGUGCGGACCAUCAGCCACUUCUGCUAUGAGGAUGACCUGCUCACUGUGUUGGCUGUCUUCCCUGAGGUACAGCGGGACAGUCAGACAGGCACGGCCAACCCUUUCAGGGGUCCAUUCAUCAACUCCCUGAAACACCGGCUGCUGGUUUACCUAUGGCGCCGGGCGGAACAGGAUGGCAGCGCAAUGGCCAAGAGGCGUUUCUCUCAAUGCUUUGACCAGCUGCGGCAGCUGCGCAUGUGGAAGAUGCAGCUUCUGGACGAAAACCAUCUCUUCAUCAAGUACACCAGUGAGGGUGUGGUCACGCUGCGGGUCACAGAUCCAUCUCAGGCUUCUUUCUUUGUGGUGUACAAUAUGGUGACAACUGAGGUGAUCGCUGUGUUUGACAAUACAUCGGAUGAGCAUUUGGAGCUCUUUGAGAACUUCUGCGACCUGUUCCGCAACGCUACUCUGCACAGGGAAGCCCAGUUUCCAUGCUCAGCCUCUAACAACAACUUUGCAAGGCAGAUCCAGCACUGGUUCAAAGACACGAUUAUAAAUGCCAAGUAUGGCGGGCACACGGAGUCAGUGCACCAACUGCUGGCUCAGCUCCCCAUCAAUGCCCAGUCUUACAGCGGCAGCCCCUACCUGGACUUGUCCCUCUUCAGCUAUGAUGACAAGUGGGUGUCAGUCAUGGAGUGACCCAAGACCUGUGGAGACCACCCUAUCAGGUUCUAUGCCUGGGACUCUGGGCCGCUCAAGUUUGAGAUCCAGGCCGGCUUGCUGGGCUGCCCCAUCAACCACACAGUGCAGCGCCUAGUUGCCUUCACCUUUCAUCCUUUUGAGCCUUUUGCCAUUUCUGUACAGAGGACUAACGCACAGUGUGUUAGUCACUUCCACAUGAGACACUGCUGCAGUUCUUGUUAUCUCCAAGACCUGAGCAGGAAACAGAGACGGCGAAAAACCAUCCUGGACACUCAGGACACGCUCCUCAGCGCGGGAGCGGCCGACCAAGAGCUCACGCACCAUGAAGCCAAAGGUCGGGGCCGCCGUGUGACGGAGCGGCCCGUGGGGGCCGCAGAGCCGGAGGUCCCCGGCGAGCCCGCGAGCGCACGCGGUGGCGCGGAGGAGCGGCUGCCCGACGGCCUGCGGGAGUCACUGUUAGGGCGGCCGGUCGCUCCAGGGAUCGCGGGGCCGACGCUGCCUGCAGGCCUGCUGCCUCGGGCCCCGCCGCGUCCCGGCCCGGCCUGCUCGCGGCGCCCCGGCCUUUGGGUCCACGUGGCCAGAGCUCCCCGCCGCCGGCCGCGUGGCCUAAUGGAUAAGGCGUCUGAUUCCGGAUCAGAAGAUUGA
Octodon degus (degu) is the source of this 1407-nucleotide messenger RNA. Its product is annotated as DET1 homolog. The transcript is spliced from 4 exons. NCBI's taxonomy places the organism in Eukaryota, Metazoa, Chordata, Mammalia, Rodentia, Octodontidae. Gene Ontology annotation, cellular component: cullin-RING ubiquitin ligase complex; nucleus. The record is from RefSeq and is a predicted model, not a curated record. Gene Ontology annotation, biological process: positive regulation of proteasomal ubiquitin-dependent protein catabolic process; protein ubiquitination. Gene Ontology annotation, molecular function: ubiquitin protein ligase binding; ubiquitin-like ligase-substrate adaptor activity.